GUCAUGGGUCAAAGGUCAUCCAUUAAAACCACCGCCUACAAGUCUAUGAACACGGCCAAGGUCACCAUGACGUCAGUGCUGGCGGAGAAGGUCGCAGUGAGUACACUGGCCUGCAGCAACUUCUGCUCGACCAACGGCACGUGCGGCAGCUACUCGUACAGUCCCUCGACCAAGACGUGCCAGCUUGGGGCUUGUGUGACAAGGGCAACAACUCCUGCUGUUGGGGAAAAACGCGUGUACUCAAACGGAGUGGCGUGUACACAACCUUGCACUCCAGCUGUCAAUCUAGGGUUUAACGUUACAGUCGGCAACAACCCAACCUACGACCCUAAUAACAUCGACAUCUACUUCACCUGCCGUGACGUGGUCAGCACCAGUUCCAGACCUGUGGUCAAGCUGGCCUCUGGUCUCAAGGUCAUGUGUGACACGGGCACGGACGGCGGGGGGUGGACGGUCAUCCUCCGGCGCGUCAGCGGGACAGUGGAUUUCUACCGCGGGUGGAACGAUUACAAACGGGGUUUCGGCGAUUACGGAAUCGGCGAAUUUUACCUGGGGAACGAGUUCAUCAGCUGUAUUUCAAUCAACGAGAAACACGAGAUGAGAAUCGAUUUCACCUACAACGGAGUCGAUUACAACGCGACGUACGGAAAUUUCAAACUGCUGGGCGAGGCGACGAAUUACACGCUUCAGCUGAGCAACUACACGGGGAACGCCGGCGACAUCUUGAUCGAAGACGCCGACAACCAGAUGUUCACGACCUACGACCGCGACUGCGACAGUGCCAGUAUCAACUGUGCCGAGUUCUACCGCGGCGCCUGGUGGUACCGUUCCUGCUCUAUGGGGCAGUUAACUGGGACCUGGAACAGCACACUCUACGGGAACGGGGUCAACUGGGACCCCACCACCGGCAUGGACAGUUACAUCAGCUGGGUCGAGAUGAAAAUACGACCUCUGGCGUGAAAUCAAGGAACGUCAAGAACGAUAACAACUCACAUCUUUAGAUAUGUAGUAUUUUUUUAGGUUACUUCCCUUUCGUU
Messenger RNA from Physella acuta, 1037 nucleotides. RefSeq names its product fibrinogen-like protein A. The record is from RefSeq and is a predicted model, not a curated record. Lineage: Eukaryota; Metazoa; Mollusca; Gastropoda; Physidae.